Camponotus floridanus (Florida carpenter ant) is the source of this 2087-nucleotide messenger RNA. RefSeq names its product zinc finger protein 835. The coding region runs from base 908 to 1834 and encodes 308 amino acids. The transcript has 5 exons. Gene Ontology annotation, biological process: regulation of transcription by RNA polymerase II. The record is from RefSeq and is a predicted model, not a curated record. Gene Ontology annotation, molecular function: RNA polymerase II cis-regulatory region sequence-specific DNA binding; DNA-binding transcription factor activity, RNA polymerase II-specific. Lineage: Eukaryota; Metazoa; Arthropoda; Insecta; Hymenoptera; Formicidae.
UAGGUCACUAUCAAAAUGUAGUAUUCAAGUCUCCCGAAUCUUUUUUUCCUUUCUGUGAUGCUACUGAUGAAGUGUCAAUAAACGCGUUCAAUUAUUUUUAGCAGCAGCUACCGAUCGGAUACAAAGAAUCAGAUAAAGAUAAAGGUCAAUACAAAUUCUGAUAAGGAUAAAGCUCUUUUUUUCAAAAUAAGAAUUGUCAAAAAGUGUAAAGUGUCAUGUGUUAAAAAGUCCAAAAUAAUUUCAAGAUAUGUAUAUCUUUACUCUCUAAACAAAAGUCCCAUAUAUUCGACGUGUUUUUGUUAUUCAUGCGUAACUUGGUAGCUUGUUCCAAGUAGCUAUUAUUCUUUGCAUUUAUGGUGACAUUCUCGAGUAGCUUAUCAUUGUCGAGUAGCUAUUUUUGCGAUAUUUUUUAUUUUUACAUAUUUGCGAUUUGACAUUUGGAGUUGAAACGGGAUGAAUCGAACGUAUCGACUUAUACUUAUCGCGCAUGCAUUACUAUUUUCGCAUGACAGUAGUCGUGGUCCACGCUUCAACGAAACGCGAUAAAUCCUUGGCAUAUAAUUGAAAUCAAUUAAUUCGACAACACUAAUAAAACGCAUCGCGGAAGUGUGCCCUCUCCCUCUUCGCCGAAAAGUCGAUAAAUUCUCUUUCCCCCUUUUCUCUUUGCGCCGCGGCGCGAGAUAUUCUUUGUUCGAUAAAUCAACGUCGAUUUCAUCCCUACGCGAGCAUCAAUUACAAGAUUCUUCUUGAGACAUUAAUUUAUUAUCGGGAGAAACGUGAUCUCGCGGGCGAUUGAUACACUCGUCGCUAACACGAAUAACACAAAAACAAUCGCCGACUCUUCGCUAAUAAAGAAAAAAAAGGAGGAAGAGUGUGCGUUCAAGCAGCUUUUGGCAGCAAUACGAAGAUGACGGAUGAACUACUAUUCCCCUCUCUGGGAUUGACGAUGAAUACCGUCGAAAAACAGUUAUUCUCACCGGUGAAGAUAAAUCUACCUAGCGAUUACGAAAUAUCGUGUACUCUGUUUGACAAUGAUUUUGAGAUACACAAUAGUGAUCAGUUGAACGCAACAAAUCCAGUAGAUUGUUAUACUGACUUAACUUGCUCUUUGCAAUCAUCUUGGAAUGACUGGUCGACUAUCAAUACACCUACAUCAUCAGGUUGUUUAAACGAAUUGAGCGAAUUGGACUCAGAAUUAGAUUGGUGUCUAGAGAGGAGCUGGGAUUUUGGUCUCCCAGAAAGAACACCAUUGUGUACUGCAGGGUGCGAAGGAUUUCUGCAUUUACCGCCUUUACCAAAUUCGCAACAGAUACCACAAUACGAAGAACCAUUGCUAGUGCUCGGAAUCGAUUUACGAGCAUUAGAGAAUGAAUUUGGAACAAAUACAAUAGAUUAUAAUAAUAAUCAGUUAGACGACGAUCCUUUAAUUCCAUCAGCAGCUACUGCCGCAUUAGCAACGCACGAUUAUACUAAUCGUAGCUUAGCAAAUGCAGCUGAAGAUCGAUGCUUUCCAUGUACUUAUCAAGGCUGUGUAAAGGUCUAUGCCAAAGCUUCUCACUUGAAAGCUCAUUUACGACGACAUACUGGCGAGAAACCGUUUGCAUGCACCUGGACUGGUUGCGGAUGGCGUUUUAGUCGAUCGGACGAGCUAGCGAGGCAUCGACGAUCGCACUCGGGCGUUAAACCGUAUCCUUGCGAAAUGUGCUCGAAGAGAUUCGCACGCAGCGAUCAUCUAGCCAAACAUCGUAAAGUGCAUCGGAAAAACGCCUAUCCCUUGUUCCAUGGUGCUAGGGGAUUACGCGGCGCCAAGACGAACGUUUUAUCGACAGAUUAAUCUAAAAUUGUUUGCGUUUUCUAGAUUUUUUCCUAAUUGAGAAAGUCAGCCAAAGCUUAUCGUCAUCGACGAAGUAAAGUUCUACGCUAUAGUUUCUAUAUAAAUUGACAAGUACUUAAAAUGUUUCUUUAAAAAUAGCUAAUGUAGAAAUAAUUUGCCAAAUAAAUAAUGUAAACUAAUAAUUUUUGGCCUUUUUCGAUGGCUAAUAUUGCUUGGAUUUUCGAUAUAUUUUUUACAAUUUCAAAAAAAUAAA